Messenger RNA from Trichoderma aggressivum f. europaeum, 1536 nucleotides. RefSeq lists its product as uncharacterized. The record is from RefSeq and is a predicted model, not a curated record. Gene Ontology annotation, molecular function: glycerol kinase activity. Lineage: Eukaryota; Fungi; Ascomycota; Sordariomycetes; Hypocreales; Hypocreaceae. Gene Ontology annotation, cellular component: mitochondrion. Gene Ontology annotation, biological process: glycerol-3-phosphate biosynthetic process; triglyceride metabolic process; phosphorylation. The coding region runs from base 1 to 1536 and encodes 511 amino acids. The transcript is spliced from 3 exons.
AUGAUCCGACCCACCUUCGUUGGAGCCAUAGACCAGGGCACCACAAGCUCUCGGUUCCUCAUCUUCAACCAGAGGGGCGAGGUGGUUGCCACGCAUCAGUUAGAGUUUCAGCAGCACUAUCCUCAUCCUGGAUGGCAUGAGCAUGACCCCGAAGAGCUUGUUUCGUCUGUAGAGACUUGCGUGGAUGGCGCUGUUGUUGAGUUUGAGAAGCAGGGUCACAACCGCGAACAGAUUGUUGCCGUUGGCAUCACUAACCAGCGUGAGACCACCGUCGUCUGGGACAAGACGACGGGCAAGGCGCUGCACAAUGCCAUUGUCUGGACCGAUGCUCGAUCCCAGGAGCUGGUUCGCAAGCUGAAGCACCGUAUUGGAGCCAGCGAGCUCAUCAGCCGAUGUGGUCUCCCCCUAUCAACGUACCCUUCCGUUAGCAAGCUGUUGUGGCUCCUUGAGAAUGUGACCGAGGUCAAGGAGGCAUAUGAGCGUGGAACUCUUGCGUUUGGCACAGUCGACUCCUGGUUGACGUAUAAGCUGAACGGUGCAACAGCCCGCAACAUCCACGUCACAGAUCCUUCCAACGCCUCACGGACCAUGUUUAUGAACCUCGAGUCGCUUGACUACGACGCUGAUCUCAUUGACUGGUUCCGCAUUGACCGAAGCAAGGUCAACCUUCCCAAGAUUGUGCCCUCCUCAGACACUGAGGCGUACGGCUCUCUGGCAACCACUUCGCUCAAGGGCACUAAAAUCACCGGAUGCUUGGGCGAUCAGUCCGCCGCAUUGGUUGGCCAGAAGGGUUUUACCGCCGGUCUCGCCAAGAACACUUAUGGCACUGGUUGUUUCUUGCUGUACAACGUAGGCCCCAAGCCCGUCAUUUCGACACACGGUCUCCUGACCACGGUUGCCUUUGAUUUUGGCGAGGGUAAGAGAAUGUAUGCCCUCGAGGGUAGUAUUGCCGUGGCUGGAUCCAGUGUCAAAUUCUUGGUUGACAACUUUGGCUUCAUCGAGUCGUCAUCCAAGCUUAGUGCUCUUGCCGAAGAGGUCGAGGACAAUGGAGGCUGCACUUUCGUCACUGCUUUCAGCGGUCUCUUUGCCCCUUACUGGAUCGACGAUGCCCGAGGAACCAUCUUUGGCAUCACCGCCUACACUCAGCGUGGCCACAUUGCUCGCGCCACGCUCGAGGCCACAUGCUUCCAGACACAAGCCAUCCUCCGAGCCAUGGAGAAGGACAGCGGAAAGCCGCUGACUGAACUCCUCGUCGAUGGUGGCAUGUGCAACUCAGAUCUGAUCAUGCAGACUCAAUCUGAUUUCACUGGUAUCACCGUCAACAGACCAGGAAUGCGCGAAACCACGGCGCUGGGUGCCGCCAUCGCGGCUGGGUUGGCAAUGGGUGUUUGGAACAGCUUCGAGGACCUUGAGAACGUAAACAACGAGGGCCGCACCUUUUUCAAGCCUCAGAUCUCAGAGAAGGAGGCGAGCAAGCGGUUUGCUCGAUGGGAGAAGGCGGUUCAGAUGAGCAAGGGCUGGUUGAACGACGAGUAA